AUGGCGGACAAACCAAAGAGAACAGCAACUGGCAGUACAGAUAAACCACCUUCAAUCAAAAGGAAAACUGUGACAAAAGCCAUAAAGGGCUCCGGCCAAGUUCAUACCGAUAUAGACAUAAAGACAGCAGAGUUACCAACUCAGGAAACACAGGGUGAAAAGGUUUUGAACCUCUUGGAAAUAGAGGAAGCCGAAAAACUGCACCACCAGACAGGGUGGAGUGCAGAAAAGGAUGAACAGGGACCGCAGACCUCAGACUUGCUUCACUCUUCACCAAAUCUCGACGAGGCAACAUCAUCAUCUCCUGUGUUAUCAAGGACUGGUGCAAGCCUCUUACGAAUACGCACACAGAUUAAACAGGCGAGGGCUGCAGAAGCCAAAGAAGCCCUAAAAACGUUGUCGGAGACUGAAGACACCGCAGAGUCGGAUAUUGACAGUGGAGACACUAACACGUCCCUCAAUACUUCCACGAGGUCGAUUGGAGGAAACCGGAUGCUCCUUAAUGAUUUGCCCAGACAUGCCAAUGAAGUGCUGCAAAGAACGAAGGCAGAGCUGGAAAAAUCUGGAAAUCUAAAGAGGGAAAUCCGGGAAAGUGUCGUCUCGGGGAUGUAUACAUUAUAUGAAAUGGUCCUCAAAUUGUCUGAUUCGAGAAUUUUACACAUUCUUGAAUCCAGCAAACAAAAACUAAAUGUCUCACGUGAAUCAGAAAGGCUCACACAAAGGCAUGCAAGGUUCAUGCACGAGACUUUAGGACAAUAUGCUAACUUAAAAGAGAACGUAGAAAAGCUUUUGAAAGAAACAGAAUCUACCCGAUCAAUUGUCUCGUAUGACCUUUGUGAGGCGGUAACGGCAACAAAGAAAGAAAUCAUCAAUGUACGUAAAGAUCUCACCCUAGGUUCAUCCAUCUCGAGUCAGAUGCAAUUCUUGAUGGAGGAACUAAAGCAACUUCGGGCGAACACCGACGCCCUUAAGAACCCUACUCGUCAAGAAAUUGACUUAUCUCGCUUCGCCGAAGAGCUGCAGGAACUCCGUCAGGCGGUUUGA
This is a messenger RNA of Parnassius apollo (apollo), 1044 nucleotides long. Lineage: Eukaryota; Metazoa; Arthropoda; Insecta; Lepidoptera; Papilionidae. The record is from the annotation of a GenBank genome assembly.